CCAAAAACUUUCCCUUUCUCCAAAAAACUUGGCGUCAAAAAAAGAAAGGAUUCCAACUAGACCUUCACAAGGUCUAGCGACGGGCGCAAGGUUUGGAACAUGUUAACCCCGCCCCUUUCUGCAUGCCGGAAUGAAAGUGUUAAGUAUCACGUGACUUGAAAGCAUCAAUGGACACCAUCGGUUGACCUCCAGUACCCCCCCCCUCUCUCUCCACCAUCCGAACGAAAGCAAAAGUUCUUUUUUUGGUUUUGUUUCUUAGAUUUUAUUCAUCUGUUCAUCCACAGUUGUAUGUUGUCCAUUCUCAACCCUUAGACCCACCGGGAACAGAUCUAUAAAAACUUUAUCUCCAGGACAGGUAGUGAGUUGGGUCUAAAAAAAGGUGACAGUUUUGAUUUUAUGUGACCAAAGAGAGAUGGGGUCAAUUAAUAUGCUGGACAUUAUUGCGGUCGUCUUAAUUAGUCUGCUAGGAAUAGCUCAAAAAAUAACAUCCCAAACCGUACCAGAUCCUUUGUUUACACGUGGUUGUCGAGCGAACCGUGGACAGUUUCCACACGAAACCUAUUGUCAGCAAUACUACAAUUGCUGGGACGGUAAAGCUGUCAUCCAAGAAUGUCCUGGAAAACUCCUCUUCAAUCCUGUUAUUUCUGCUUGCGACUAUCCAGAAGCAGUAAAUUGCUUAGCAAGAUUACGGAAUCCAGCUCCAUCAGUCACUGCGGAUGGCCGAUGUCUGAAACAAUUUGGCACCUUUCCCGAUCCAACCGAUUGCACUGCUUUCUACAAAUGCUCUCAUGGUAGAGCUUUCAGACAAGUAUGCCCUUACUACACAGCUUUCGAUGAGAGGUAUUUGGUUUGCGUUCAUGCUUAUAACGUGGAAUGUGCUGGAAGAGGUGGCAUCUAUGGAACACUAGCGCCACCACUCUUCAGGAUACCAGAUGGAGGAAGCUCUCAAAUCGGUUUGUCUCCAAUAGGAUCUGUAUCUUCUUCAUCACGCUGGGAUGGAAGGUCACAUCAAGGAUCUGCUUCAACUGGAUAUGGAUCUCAAGCUCCACCGCCCAUCAAAGGUUAUGACAUCAAUAUAAGAAGAAGCAGUGCCUCAACGAGUCUUAACAAUGAGGGAAACACAGGGCAGCGUGAUAGCACCCGUGGUGAUGCUGGAUUUAGUGAUCCAGGAAGAAAUACUUGGAAUUCUGGAUCUUCUAGGAACUUGACAAAUGAUGGUGCAAGCAGGGCCGUUUCAGGCAGUUUCGGGCCAAAUCGGGGGCAGGCAUCCUCUGGGACAAGCUCUGAACAACAAACCAAUGGUUCCGCCGGAAACAGAAACUUAAGCUCAACUAGAAACGAUGGAAUAAGAGGAAUUACAAGAGGAUUAGGUGGAACGCGGACCACGCCAUCUAUCGGUGGAGUUUCAAACCCUUAUGAAGACAGCUCUAGAAUUAACCAAAAUUUGAGUGGAACAAAAAAGGAUAAUGAUAAGAAUAAGGCUGUUGAGGAUAAUUCAAGUUUGCCUGGUUCUCAUAUUAAAAGACCUACUUCAAGUAGUGAAGCGGCUGGAAACUCUGGCUUAAAUCAAUCUUCCGAAGGAACUAGGGCUCCAAUAGAAAUAGGGCAAACUGUUGGAAGUUCUAGCAAUACCGAUCAACCUGGUGAUUCUAGAGUAGAGGGAGCUGAAGGACGUGUAAGAAAUGGAAAUGGACAAAGAAGUCGUGCAAAUAGCAGAAAUCAAUCACGUGAGUCAUCACGACCUGGUGCAGGUAGUAGAAAUCGUUCUAAUGGAGGAACUGUUGGUAGAAGUAGAAGUACUGGUGGUAUAAGUCGAAGUCCACCCGUUAGUUCUUCCCAAUCUGGUGGUAGAGUGCAGGGUCUAGGAACGAAGGUUAAAUCUAGCGAUGCUGAUACUUCAAAAGUUACGUCAGCUGGUAUUGUUGGAAUAGUAGCUAAAGAAAUUCCGUCCACCGGCGAGGAAAGAAAAUAUGAAACGCCAAUCUCUCCCGAAACAACUUUCCGAUGUCCUCAGCCUCGAGGUCUCUACCCCAACGCCCUGGAGUGCAGUCGAUUCUGGCUAUGUAGAGAAUACAAACCAUCCCUUCUCAAGUGUCCGACUGGUCAGCUCUUCGAUCUCGCUACACUCUCAUGUACAAGUCCAGAAAAAGCACAAUGUUCCUCCAUUUCGCCAAGAACGUGACGUCACUGAUUCUGCCUAACUCUUUCAAUUAUUGGCCAGUCGAAGGAUGACAUCAUAAAUCGUCGCUUUCCAGUGACCUUUGUUACGUGUCUCACGUGGAGUACCGAAAUUUUAAAACACGAAAGCUUUGAUGAAUCACUUCUCUAACCAUCAUUUAAGCUUCUAGAAAUCUAGAUACUUCACAUAGGUACUUCACUGGCGCCGACUUGGCGUUAACUUGCAUGACAGUGCAUGCGCAGUUGAGCACUGCUUACUACUGUGUAUAUAAGUUACGAAUUAGGAAGAUUUUUUUGUAUUUUAUUCCUUUACUAUUGAAUUGCACCGGAACAAACUCAUUAGACUGCGAACAAAUUGAAUUGGGAUACAUCAUCUUUGUGUCUACGGGUACAGACCAUAGACUGAUUUCGUGUUACACUUGGACUACUUUUGUGUGAAUGUUUUAUUUAUAUCUGUACCAAUCUCUUUGGCAUUGUGAUAUAGGUGUUUAGUUUAUUAAUAUAUUUUGUAAAAUAAAUUUAAAUUUGUACAGUUAA
Molecule: messenger RNA, 2715 nt
Organism: Parasteatoda tepidariorum (common house spider)
Lineage: Eukaryota; Metazoa; Arthropoda; Arachnida; Araneae; Theridiidae
Source: RefSeq, a predicted model, not a curated record